AUGUCUUCUGCAGCACGGUGGACGCUUCGCCUACCCAGGAGGCACAUCACCUUCUCGACAGCUCCUGCGCGCAACAGCUUUCGAGCACCACAGCAGAAGCGAUGGCUGCAACAACCCUCCCGAUCCCUCCGCCGCGCAAAGGGUGUCCUAGCGCGAUCCUCGAAGUCGCAAAGAGAGCGACAGAUCAGAUCUACCGCCGCACGCCCUCAGGGGCAACCUCAGCAGCAGAAGGGAAACGAAGAACAACGUCAGCCUGAACAGCAGCAGCCACCACAAGAGCAAGUUGGCCGCAACACCCAACUCGCCACCGCGCUCGCCGAGUCAGACACCUCAGAUCUCGUCGCCGACGUCCACAUCCCCGACGAUGCAGGCGGUGUACUCCCACGCAACCACCCGGCGCUGGCGAUUCUGGGCAAUAGCAGUCUGGUUAUCCAGCGCCAAAUCGAGAUGAUGAACGUCAUGCUCGGCUUCGAGCAGGCGAACCGAUACAUUAUCAUGGACGGACAAGGGCAGACACUAGGCUACAUCGCAGAGCAAGACCACGGCAUAGGCAGGACACUGGCAAGACAGCUGGCGCGCACACACCGCAGCUUCACAACGCACAUCUUCGACGCCCAAGAGCGGGAAGUCCUGCGCAUCCACCGCCCCUUCGCUUACAUCAACAGCCGGAUUCGGAUCUACGACCCUGUGCCGGAAGGCGGAUACACCGACACCGCAACCUCAACAGCUCUGCAAGGCGUCUCCGCCUCCUCAGCCAUCUCCCAGAACUCCGUCGCCCAAACCUCCCCGCUCAAAUUAGACGACAUGCGCAUCAUAGGCGAAGCCCAACAACAAUGGGCCCCGCUCCGCCGCAAAUACAAUCUCUUCACCUACCGCGCCCUCGAGCCCGCACCUUCCGACACCAGCACACCCCGUCUCGAAUCAGGCGACAAGCCCGAUACCUCCACCACAGCACUAACAGAACACACGGCCCCCGACCGCGAAAUCGAAGCCGGCAUGUCGCAGUUCGCGUCCAUCAACGAGCCUUUCCUAUCCUGGGAUUUCACGCUCCGCGACGCCGACUCCCAGACCGUCGGUUCAGUAAACAGGAACUUCGUCGGUUUCGCGCGCGAAAUCUUUACCGACACCGGCGUCUACGCUCUGCGAAUGGACAGCGCGGCACAAUCCUCGUCCCUCGAAUCCGCGCAGGGCGAGGAGCUGGCGAAGUACGAACGCGACGCGACGGCCAUGACGCUCGACCAGCGCGCUGUGAUGUUGGCGACGGCCGUGAGCAUCGACUUCGACUACUUCUCCCGACACUCGCACGCUGGCGGUGGAGGGUUCAUGCCGUUGUGGUUCCCGGGUAUGGGUGGUGGGGCGGCUGAAGGCGGGGCUGCUGGAGGUGCGGCGGGGGCAGGCGCAGGCGCAGCAGGCGAAGCUGGCGCUGUGGGAGCAGCUGAAGGCGCUGGAGCGGUCGGCGGUGCUGCCGGCCGAGGAGUCGCGGGCGCUGGCGCAGGGGCAGCGGAGAGCGGGAUGGCGGGCGCGGGGACUAUGGCGGGGUAUGAAGCUAUGCAGCGCGGUGCUUAUGGACAACAGGGCGGAGCACCGCCAGAUGAUAUGAGUCCGCAAGCCCCGGAUGCUGGAGGCCCGGUGAAUCAAUUCGGCGAGACGCCCUUCGGGCAAGACCCAUCACAGAACCAGCCGGGCAACGAUGACGUCUGGGGUGAAGGGCAGGAUCCUUGGGGCGGACAGGGGUCGAGCGGUGAUGGAGGCGGAGGCGGAGGAGGAGAAGGUGGAGGUGGGUGGUUGGACACGCUUUCGGACUUCUUCGGUGAUUGA
This is a messenger RNA of Saxophila tyrrhenica, 1818 nucleotides long. RefSeq lists its product as uncharacterized. Gene Ontology annotation, molecular function: phospholipid scramblase activity. Lineage: Eukaryota; Fungi; Ascomycota; Dothideomycetes; Mycosphaerellales; Extremaceae. The transcript has a single exon. Gene Ontology annotation, cellular component: plasma membrane. Gene Ontology annotation, biological process: plasma membrane phospholipid scrambling. The record is from RefSeq and is a predicted model, not a curated record. Bases 1 to 1818 code for a protein of 605 amino acids.